Messenger RNA from Aspergillus chevalieri, 2118 nucleotides. RefSeq lists its product as uncharacterized. The coding region runs from base 1 to 2118 and encodes 705 amino acids. The transcript has 2 exons. Gene Ontology annotation, cellular component: plasma membrane. Gene Ontology annotation, biological process: intracellular iron ion homeostasis; copper ion import; iron ion transport. Gene Ontology annotation, molecular function: ferric-chelate reductase activity. NCBI's taxonomy places the organism in Eukaryota, Fungi, Ascomycota, Eurotiomycetes, Eurotiales, Aspergillaceae. The record is from RefSeq and is a predicted model, not a curated record.
AUGUCCAUGUCCAUGUCCAUGUCAAUGGGAGGCAUGGGCGGCAUGUCCGGCAUGGGCCAUAUGUCCAUGGGCGCCGGCGUGCCAGAUCCUUUCUAUCUUCAGAGGAUGUACUGGGCAGUGGUAGGAAGUGCUAUUGGAGCUGCUGCCCUCGUCAACUUCUUCAAUUGGUAUCUGGCUCGUCAGAGACUGCGAGAUUCGACCAACACUCCUGCUAAACCCAAAUCGAUAUUCUUCGUAUUCUGCGCUACUGCCACAACACUGGUACGCGAAGCAAGUUAUGCGACUAUACCUCCGUUAUCUUUCAAAGGCCGUACCUUUUAUUUUGCUCCUCUGGGACCGGUUGCCAUCAUCCUUGCCAACAUAGUCACGCUUAUGGUGCUUUGCUUCUACAAACUGGACACAACAAACCAGUGGAAAUGGGAGGACGUGGGCUACCGCACGGGAUUCAUCACCAUUGCGCAGUUGCCAUUAAUCUUUCUGCUGGCUGGGAGACAGAAUAUCAUCGGAUAUCUGGCUGGCAUGGGCUACGAACGACUCAAUUGGUUUCAUCGAUGGAUCUCUCGGACUUUGUGGCUGACGGCCACCAUCCAUAUGGGCUUCUGGUUUCGUGACUGGGGUCAAUACGACUAUAUCACGUACCAACUGAAAAACGAUGCCCUGGCGAAGCGUGGAUUUGCGGCAUGGAUAAUUUUAAGUUUCAUCGUCAUUUCCUCCGUCGCUCCCGUGCGAAAUAUAAGCUAUGAGUUCUUCGUGUUACAGCAUCUUGUCACGUUUGUGGGCUUCAUAGUCGCCGUAUGGCUUCAUGCUCCGAAUGAGGUUAAAGCCUGGGUGUGGAUCCCGAUUGGACUGCUGAUCUUCGAUCGUGUUGCACGAUAUGCAUGGGCUACCUACGCCAAUCUGUCGAUCUUUCACCGUUCGGCCAACCCCAAACAUCCACUCUGGGCAAAUCGCGCCUCCUUCACACCGUUGCCAGGGAACGUGACUCGCAUAACGAUUGAGAACCCUGGCAUCAGUUGGAGGCCGGGUCAGCAUGUGUUCCUCACCUGCCACUCCAUUGUGCCACUGCAAUGCCAUCCGUUCACCAUCGUCUCCCUUCCGGAGGAUAACAAUAUGGAAUUCUUGGUCCGCGCAGCAAAGGGUGGCACGAGACUAUUUUUCCGCUACGCAUCCAAGAACCAUCAAAUUCUCGGCUCGGGAGGAACAUCGCCACAAAAGGGGGAGCGCACUGUAUUUAUCGACGGUCCAUACGGAAUGUACAGGUCACUCCGCCAAUUCGACUCCGUCGUUUUAUUAGCAGGAGGCACGGGUGCGACAUUCAUAAUUCCCUGUCUCAGGGAUAUUGUGGCGGCAUGGAAAGGAGAGUCGCAGCACCAAGAUUCCAAAACACGACAGGCCGCAACCAAACGGAUCCGAUUCGUGUGGGUGAUCAAAUCACGCGCUCACUUGAGCUGGUUUGACUCGCAGCUGCAGACAGUGCUUGCAGCCGUCGAUGAGUGCCGAAGCAACCAACCAGGCCUUAUACGAGAAAUAGAGAUGAGCAUCUACGUCACUUGUGAUGAGGCACUGGAGCCAACUAGCACCACAAUAGACCGGACAAUAUGUUCACAAGCACAAACCAUCACCCCCUCUUCAGCUGAAAUGCAUGAUGAAAAGGGGCCAAUAACCCAAAAAGAAGACAAUGUCACAGUUCAACCGAUCUCCUCUAGCUCAUCCUCCAACCAACCAGCGACAGGGUGCCUUCCAAAGGGUGGGUGCUGCUGUACAGACCGCGUCGAAGAUGAGGAUGAAAUCACCGAACAGCACCAUUGCACCUGUUCUGGACAUGCAGCUGUCCCUACUAGCCCUGUCAUUGAAAACAAGAUUGGCGAGAAAGCCACGUCCAACAUGUCACCAAUAAAAAGCGCCCUUCCCAUUUUCUCUGGCCGCCCACAACCACGGACCAUCAUCCGAAAAAUCCUGGAGAAAGCCGAAGGCGAGAGUGCGGUGGUGGUCUGCGGACCACGGGGACUAUCAGAUGAAGUCCGCCGGAGCGUAGUGUCUCUUAGUGAUGAACGGGCUGUGCAUAAGGGGACUGGUGCUCAGGGGAUUUAUUUGCACGUUGAGAGCUUCGGAUGGUAA